AUGGAGCAAAAGAAAGAAAGCAUAGGAAUUGAAGAGAGCGAAGAAAAAGUGGAUCCUGAUCGAGAAGGCGAUAAUACCACUGUUCUGGAGACUGAAGCGGCAACUAACGUGGAUCGAACGGAGGCACUUGGUCAUUUAGACGAAACAAAGCGCUAUGAUGAAGAUGCUAGUAAAUCGGCUCCUGAAAAAGUAGACCGAGAUUCCAAUAUAUGGUCAGAUGGUUGUGGUCCGACUCAGGAAACUUCAGAAAGUAAAUAUACUCAUGAUGAAAAGCCUCAAUCCGAGAAAGAACUAUCCGAAAGCAAGUCAGGCGACGAAGAGGAUGAAAAUAUAAAUCUCAAAACAGAAACUGAAAAGCUUGAGGAAGUGAACCCAAGAACCGAAUUUGGAUUGGAGGAUGAGAUGGCUGAGCUGGAAGAAGGGUUAAAGUCACAGAAGAGCGUACCAUACGUGACAGGAGAAUCUCCUUUCUGGCAAACGCAGGAAAUGGGUGAAGAUGAAGUUGAUCCGGGCGUAAUUGAUCAAACUCAAAUCAGUGAGGUUAAUCAAGAGACAGAGUCCCAGCAUCUGACAGAGGCGACAGAAGACGUCGCGGAAACAGAGGCAGAAUCCUUGCAUGAGAAAAAAAGAUUAUUGAACAACGCCUCCCCGACGUUGCCUACUUCGAGCCCAGAGUUCAGAUUGCCCCACAAAGAAAUGGAGUCACCCAAGCCAAGGGAUAAGCUUAUGGUCCAACCUAAAGACAAGCCAAAACACCAAAGAAAGUAUAAAAAUGAACCCGAAACAGAUCCAGGUCCCUGUCCCUGUUUCCCAAGAAAGCAAAAGAACAGACCUGGUACUAACAAAGAAAAAAGAGACAACAAAGACCUUAUCAAGCCGGUCCAGAUCAGAACCAGAAAGGUGUGA
Messenger RNA from Protopolystoma xenopodis, 906 nucleotides. NCBI's taxonomy places the organism in Eukaryota, Metazoa, Platyhelminthes, Monogenea, Polystomatidea, Polystomatidae. The record is from the annotation of a GenBank genome assembly.